CAUGUUGAAAACCCCGCGCUCUUUCGCUCUCUCUCCUCUGCUCUGUCCAGACUUCGAGAGUAUUCGAUGCGUAGCAAGGGCAACAACUCCACGCUUUUGGAGCUCUUCACACUUCAGGCAUUGUGAGAAACUGGUAUCCAAUAAUGCCUGCAUUGCCAAAGGUUAAUCCCUUGAAGAGUAGCUUCGAAGACUCAUGUUAGACACGAAGAUGUCGUAUAAUGGCGACGAUGAAGUCAAGGACUCUGCAGAGACUGCGAAGCACUUCGAACCUAGAAGUUAUCAAAUACAAAUAUUUCAAGUUGCUCUUCGAAAAAAUACGAUCGCCGUAUUGGAGACUGGAGCUGGGAAAACAAUGAUUGCUGUGAUGUUAAUAAAAGAAAUUGGGCGAGCCAUGAAAACCAGUGGAAAUAAGAUGCUAAUUAUAUUUUUGGCACCAACUGUUCAUCUUGUUAAUCAGCAAUUUGAAGUGAUUAAGAUUCAUACAGAUUUUAAAGUGGAGGAGUACUAUGGAGCAAAGGGAAUUGAUGAGUGGAGUGCAAAAUGCUGGGAGAAAGAAAUCAGUGAACAAGAUGUGAUGGUAAUGACUCCACAGAUUCUAUUGGAUGCUUUGAGAAAGGCAUUCUUGAGGAUUGAAAUGGUAUGCUUAGUGAUAUUUGAUGAGUGUCAUCGUGCUACUGGAAACCAUCCAUAUAUGAAGAUAAUGAAGGAAUUUUAUCACAAGUCUCGAAACAAGCCAAAGAUUUUUGGAAUGACUGCAUCGCCUGUAGUUAGAAAAGGUGUUUCAUCAGUCAUGGAUUGUGAGGAUCAAAUAUCAGAACUUGAAUGCGUCUUGGAUUCCCAGAUCUAUAUAGUUGAGGACAAAACUGAAGUGGAAGUAUUUGUUCCCUCUGCAAAAGAAAUAAAUAGAUACUAUAAUUCCACACAAUUUUCCCAUGAAGAUUUAAAAACUAAGUUGAAGUCUUCACGGUCUAAGUUUGAUGCAUUGUUGGUUAGUAUUCAAGCAUCAUUGCCAACGCAGUUCAAAGAUACUGAUGAUGCAUUCAAUGGUUUGAAGAAGCGAUUGUCUAAGUAUCAUACAAAGAUUGUUUGUUGCCUAGAUGAUCUCGGCCUAAUAUGUGCAUAUGAGGCUGCUAAAGACUGUUUAGAAAAUGUUCGUGUUUUAAACACUACAGAAGACUUUGAAUUUUAUAGAGCUAGUUCCAUGCAGUGCAUGAGUUUUCUUGAAGAAGUGUUACAUAUAAUUGGAGAAACUUUGCCAGAUGAGAAUUUAACAUUUUCUGAAAUGGGAUCUCAUUUUUCUGAGGCAAUUAAGUUGGGUUAUAUCUCUCCAAAGUUACAUGAAUUAAUUCAGAUUUUUCAAUCUUUUGGAGGGGCUACAGGAGUGCUAUGCCUCAUUUUUGUGGAAAGAAUUAUUACAGCUAAAGUAAUUGAAAAAUUUAUGAAGAGACUUGGUUUUUUAUCUCAUUUCACAUUUUCAUACUUGACUGGAGGUAAUGCAUCAGCUGAUGCUCUGACACCACAAAUGCAAAAGAAGACUUUGGAUUUGUUCCGCCAUGGGAAGGUAAACCUAUUGUUUAGCACUGAUGUGGCUGAAGAGGGGAUCCAUGUUCCAAAUUGUUCUUGUGUGAUACGUUUUGAUUUGCCAAAAACUGUUCGUAGUUAUGUCCAGUCACGUGGGAGAGCUCGCCAAACCGAUUCUCAAUACAUCCUCAUGCUUGAAAGGGGAAACAUCAAGCAAAGGGAUCUAUUAUUUGAUGUUAUCAGGAGUGAGCGUUCUAUGACAGAAACUGCUACGAACAGAGACCCCAGUGCAUGCAUAUCCAAAGUAUGUGAUGUGGAUGACAUAAAUACAUAUACUGUAGUUGCAACUGGAGCAUCAAUAACUGCAGAUUCUAGUGUUAGUCUUAUCUAUCGAUAUUGUGAAAAACUUCCUGGAGACAAGUACUUCACUCCAAAGCCAACUUUUCAGUUGUCAUUAUGUGGGGAGUCUUACACAUGUACAUUAGUAUUACCUCCCAAUGCAGCAUUUCAAACAAUAACAGGUCCUGUAAAUAGAAACGUGCACUUAUCAAAACAGCUUGUAUGCUUGGAGGCUUGUAAGAAAUUGCAUCAAAUGGGAGCUCUUGAUGAUCAUCUUCUGCCUUAUGUUGAAGAGCCACCAGAAAUUGGUUUUAGUGAAAAAACUAAUGAAUCUUCAGGUGCAGGGACAACAAAAAGGAAGGAAUUACAUGGGACUACCCAUAUCCGUGCUUUAUCUGGUGGUUGGGGAGACAAAAUGGAUGGUGUCACUUUGCAGGCAUAUAAAAUAGACUUCUCUUGUAAUCUUGCUUGGGUGUUCUAUUCUGGAUUUGUCCUCUUAAUUGAUGCAAACCUAGAUGAUGAUGUGGCAAAUGCUGAAGUGGAACUUUACCUGACUGAUAAGUUGGUCAAAUCAUCUAUUUCUCCAUCAGGGCAAAUGCACUUGGAUGCAGACCAGGUGAGAAGAUCAAAAUGUUUCCAGGAAUUUUUCUUUAAUGGGUUAUUUGGGAAAUUGUUCACUGGAUCCAAAUCUUCUGGGACACAAAGAGAGUUUUUACUCAAGAAAGAAAAUAAAUCAUUGUGGAACACAUUGAAUAUGUAUUUGCUUUUACCACUUGAUUCAUCUGGAAUUCCUAACGAUGAAUCUCUGAGAAUCAACUGGAGAGGCGUUGAUUCCUGUGUUUCCAUUGUUGAAUUUUUGAAGGAGAACUCUUUGCUUAGUGCUGAUUCUUGUUUAGUCAGUAAGGGAAAUUCUUGUAGCACCAAUUCAUUUGAGACUGAAUACAAGGUUUCAGAAGUUAUCCACUUGGCUAAUAGUAAUGUUAAUUUAUACAACCUUAAAGAUAUGGUGGUGUUGGCUAUUCACACGGGAAGAAUUUAUUCUGUUAUUAAAGUGAUGAUUGAUAUGUCAGCUGACAGUUGUUUUGAUAGUUCCAAUGCGAUGCCACCAAAAUAUGCUACCUUUAGAGAAUACUUCAAUAAGAAGUAUGGAAUUGAGCUCAUGCAUCCACAACAGCCUUUGUUGCUGUUAAAACAGAGCCAUAACCCUCAUAACCUUCUUGCAAAAUCAAGUCAAGCAGGUGGCUCCUUAUGUAGGAAGACAUCGGAUGCUGGAACUGCUUUGAUUGUUGACAAGCUGCAAAAUCAUGUACACAUGCCUCCAGAGCUCCUUAUUUGUAUUGAUAUAUCUAUAAGUGUCUUAAAAUCAUUUUAUCUUCUACCUUCUCUGAUGCACCGAUUAGAGGCAUUAAUGUUAACUAGUCAGCUGAGAGACGAAAUUUCUUAUCAUCCAAGCAAUGGCUGUAUAUCAAGCUCUCUGAUUCUAGAAGCACUCACAACACUUAGAUGUUGUGAGAAGUUUUCUCUUGAGCGCUUGGAGUUGUUGGGUGACUCAGUAUUAAAAUAUGCUGUGAGCUGCAAUCUCUUUCUAAAAUACCCAAAGGAACAUGAAGGGCAAUUAUCUGCCCGUAGAUCCCGUGCUGUUUGUAAUUCAACAUUACAUAAACUGGGAACCAAUAAGAAAGUACAGGGCUAUAUAAGAGACAGUGCAUUUGAUCCUUGUCGAUGGGCUGCUCCAGGGCAGCAUUCUCUAAGGAAUGUUCCUUGUUUGUGUGGCCUGGAUACUCACGAAGUGCCUCUUGAAAGAAAGUUUCAAACUGAAGAGACUUCUGUUGCAGUUGGAAGGGUCUGUGAUAGAGGUCAUAGGUGGAUGUGCUCCAAGACUAUUUCAGAUUGUGUUGAAGCACUAAUAGGAGCUUAUUUCAUUGGUGGUGGAUUAACUGCUGCACUUUCAUUAAUGAAAUGGUUGGGUAUGGAUGUUGAAUUUGAUCCUAUAUUAAUUGAUGACGUCAUUAGAAAUUCAAGUCUGUGGUCUUCAAUGCCAAAAGUUAAUGAACUUGAAACACUGGAAACGAAGCUAUGUUAUAGCUUUUCUGCCAAGGGUCUUUUGUUGGAGGCUGUAACACAUCCAUCAGUGGAGGAACCGGGGGUUGGCUAUUGUUAUCAGCGGCUUGAAUUUCUGGGUGACUCUGUAUUGGACCUGCUUAUUACAUGUCAUCUUUAUCAAAGCCAUAAGGAUGUUGAUCCAGGGGAGUUGACUGACUUGCGUUCAGCCAAUGUCAAUAAUGAAAACUUUGCUCAGGUGGCAGUGAGGCACAACCUCCAACAGCAUCUUCAACAUGGUUCUGGACUGCUUUUAACGCAAAUAACAGAAUAUGUGAAGUCUGCUUCUGGACCUUCUAAUGAAACUAUGUCACUCCGAGCUAAAGUUCCAAAAGUUCUUGGAGACUUGGUUGAGAGUAUUGCAGGGGCAAUUCUUAUGGACACUAAGCUUAACACUGAUGAAGUAUGGAGAAUAUUUAAACCCUUACUUUCUCCUAUCAUAACUCCUGACAGACUUGAGUUGCCACCCUUGAGAGAACUGAAUGAGACAUGUGACUCCCUUGGCUAUUUCAUAAAAGAGAAGUGUACUAACAAAGGAGAACUGGUGCAUGCUGAGCUUUGGCUGCAGAUGGAGGAUAUCCUAUUGAUAGGAGAGGGGUGUGAAAGGAGCAAGAAAGCAGCCAAAGGACAAGCAGCUUCCUACUUGUUGAAGGAGCUAAAGGAAAGAGGUAUUUCACAUUCCCGGUAUGCUUCUAAGACGAAGAAACUGGAACUGGAAUCUGUUGGUGGUUCCUCUGUUCCAGACUUGGAUAUUAACCACUGCAGUCAGCCAAAUGGUGGGGAACUAGUGGAACCUAUCAGUUAUAAAAAGCUAAAGACAAUUGAAAGGCUGUUGCCUGUGGAGUCAAUAGCAGAUCCUUCGCUUGCAGGGGAUUGUUCUCAUAAAGUUUCUGCUCCUGAACUCAGUUCAUCAGUAACUAUAUCAAUUAGCAUGCAAAAAGGAGGCCCUCGAUCCUCUCUCUAUGAGCUCUGUAAAAGACAGCAUUGGCCAAUGCCUAGUUUGCAUACCAUAGAACACAAGUCAAGAUUGCCAAUUGAAUUUGGUGAUGGUUCUGAAAAAAGAAAAGGGUUCAACAGUUUUGUAUCAAGAAUUUCUUUACACAUUCCCAACUCUGGUGUUAUCGAGUCAACAGGAAAUCAUUCACCUGAUAAAAAGAGUUCACAUGACUCUGCAGCACUUUCAAUGCUUCAUGAGCUUGCAAAACAAGGAAAAUGUACAAUUGUGAAUCUGUGAUCAAUUAUGUAUAAUUUGUAAACCCACCAGUUUCUCAUGUGGGACAAGCCCAGCCAUGGAUGGGGAUGCUUUUCUUUUCUUCCCAAGGCUCUGCUUGUUUCUUCAUAGGCAGAUUUUUUUUUCCACUGUAAAACUUCAGUUUUAUGGAUAAAACCUUUUCCAUGUGGGAAAUUUUCAUAUUUGCAAAACUAUGUAACAUGUUGGGGAAAGAUAAAUGGAAUAAAAAUGCUUUUAUCUUGGCAACUCAUCAA
Molecule: messenger RNA, 5445 nt
Organism: Nelumbo nucifera (sacred lotus)
Lineage: Eukaryota; Viridiplantae; Streptophyta; Magnoliopsida; Proteales; Nelumbonaceae
Gene: DCL3
Product: dicer-like 3
Biological process (GO): siRNA processing
Cellular component (GO): cytoplasm; nucleus
Molecular function (GO): RNA binding; ATP binding; protein binding
Source: RefSeq, a predicted model, not a curated record